ACUCAGCUUUAAAGAUAUGAUAUAAUAUAAUGUGAGUAGGGUUUAAAGAAAGUGGGGCCAACUUCGCAUGAAACAAUCAAUCAAUUCUCUUCCCUCCUUUUUUACCACUCUACGCCAUUCCCUUCUUUUCACACUCACUCCGCCACCUCCCACGCCGCUGCCACCGCCAAAAUCCCCCCCUUUUUUCCCACAAAAGCGAAAAACCCUAACCCCUCAAAUCUCAAAUGCCCCCCGCCGACGAGACCCUCCGCGCCAUCACUCUCCUCCUCGACCGCCUCCUCCCCGCCGCCCUCGCGGUCUCCUCCUUCGCCUCCCGCUGGCAAAUCAUCCGCCCCAAGCUCGCCGCCGCCAAAUCCCUCCUCGCCGAGAUCUCCGACUCCCCCCACUGGUCCGACAACCCCCUCCUCCUCACCCUCCUCCCCGCCCUCCUCUCCACCCUCCGCCGCGCCGAAACCCUCUCCCACCGCUGCUCCGACCCCUCCUUCUCCGGCGGGAAGCUCCUCAUGCAGUCCGACCUCGACAUGGCCGCUGGGUGGCUCUCCCGCCAAAUUAACGACCUCGAGCUACUCCUCCGCUCCGGCGUCCUCCACCAGUCCACCGCCAUCGUCCUCUCCCGCCCCGACGCCGCCUCCCCCAAGGAGGACCUCGCCUUCUUCGUCAGAGACCUCUUCACCAGGCUCCAGAUCGGCGGGAUCGAGUUCAAGCGGAAGGCGCUCGAUUCGCUGAUUCAACUCCUCUCCGACGACGACAAGUCCGCCGCCGUCGUCGCGAAGGAAGGGAACAUGAGCUGCCUGGUCUCUCUCCUCGAUCCGAACGCUCAUUUCUCGAUUCGAGAGCUCGCCGUGGUCGCCGUCUCGCUGAUUGUCUCCGCCGGCGAUUCGCCGCGGAAGUGCGUGUUCGAGGAAGGGGCUUUGGGUCCUCUGCUCCGAUUAAUUGAGUGCGGCACAAUGCCGAUGAAGGAAAGCGCCGCCAUGGCGGUUGAAUUCAUCACCGAUGACCCCGACAACGCGUGGGCGGUUUCUGCCUACGGCGGCGUUGCGAUUCUCAUCGAAUUGUGCAAAUCGGGCUCCGUCACAGCUCAAUCACACGCAGCCGGCGCAAUUAGGAAUGUUUCCUGCGUUGAAGAUAUCCGCAUUGCCCUAGCAGAAGAAGGCGCAAUCCCUAUUCUAAUGCAAUUGCUCGUUUCCGGCACUCCAUCGACGCAGGGGAAAGUUGCUAAUUGCAUAUCAAUUCUCGCGUCAACGGAUGAGAAAUUCCGAGGGCUUUUGUUGCAGGAGAAAGGAUUGCAGAGGCUGCUGCAGUUAUUCUGCGAUUGCUCGAGCUCUGAAACAAUGGAGCACGUUUUACGCGCAAUUUACUCGUUAUCCGUCUCGGAUUCCGGCUACAGAAUGCUAUCCGGAUCGACGGCGUUCAUUCUACAGAUUGCGGAGCUCGUGAAGCACGGCAAUGUGAUGCUGCAGCACAUCUCCGCCUCGUUGCUCGCGAAUUUGGCGAUCAGCGACGGCAACAAGAGGGCAAUCGCCGGAUGUAUGGGAUCUCUGGUGAAAUUGAUGGAGUCCUUGAAGCCUGACGGGAUGCAGGAGGUCGGGGCGAAGGCGCUGCUAUCGCUGCUGACGGUGAAUUCGAACAAGAAGGAGUUUGUGAGGGAUGAGAAGAGCUUGAUGAGGUUGGUGCAGAUGUUGGAUCCCAGAAAUGAGGUGGUUUCCAAGAAAUUCCCGGUGGCGGUAGUGGCGGCGCUCAUGGCCGGGGGAAGCCAGGGGUGCCGGAGGAGGCUCGUGGCUGCGGGUGCUCACGGGCACGUGCAGAGGCUGGCGGAGCUGGACGUGCCCGGGGCGAAGAAGGCUCUGCAGAGACUCUCUGCGAAUAGGCUAACCAGCAUUCUGACUAGGGCGUGGCGGGAAUGAAUCAAGAAAUCUAACCGUUUUUAAUCCAUUGAAAGAUUGAUGAUGGAGUCGGAGUCGAAGAAGGCCUCCUUCUGCAACAAACUGAAAUCGCGGUACGCCUCAAAGCUUAACUGAUGGUAGUUGUAUACUGUAAUAUAUGGAAGAAAUUGAAAAUUUGGAAGGAAAAAAAAAGAAAAAAAAAUGAAGAAGGGGGUUGUUUCUAAUUUUAUUUGACUAUGGCAUGGAUGCGGUUAUUAGGAGUAUCCUUGUUUUGAUUUUUUUUUUUCCUUUUACUCCCUAAAAUAUCAUUUUAUUUAUUUGAUAUGUGUAUUUGAGUGAAGCAGAGUGUGUUGUUUUCAAUUGUUUUCACUUUUCAGCUCUGUAAUUCCUUUGUUACUUCGUUUGUUAAUGUACAUUUCUUUUUUCACGUGUA
This is a messenger RNA of Salvia miltiorrhiza (redroot sage), 2316 nucleotides long. RefSeq lists its product as uncharacterized. The record is from RefSeq and is a predicted model, not a curated record. The transcript is spliced from 2 exons. Bases 225 to 1904 code for a protein of 559 amino acids. Gene Ontology annotation, molecular function: protein binding. Lineage: Eukaryota; Viridiplantae; Streptophyta; Magnoliopsida; Lamiales; Lamiaceae.